CCCGCCCACACGUGCGCGCGCACCUCGGCGGCGCUCCCAUCCUCUCUGAGUUCGCUGCGGCGUUCGGGAUAGAGUCGCGGGGCUCAGGUUCAGUCGGGGGUCCCUGGUUUCCGAACCCCAACCUUCGUGUCCGCGUCAGUGCCCGGUGACAGGCAGAGCUCCCGCCUUCUCCAGACGCUCUGGUUUCAGUGAUUCCAGAGUGCUAUCCACAGCGCGCGCUCCGCCCCGAGGCGGAAGGACGUAGAAUGAGAGGGUCCUGCGGACCGCAGUGAAGGGCUGCGACCUGCACCCCAUGGCCUCCUAGUGAGCAGACCUCCAUCCCUUCCCAAACACUCCCGAUGCCUCAUUUACCUCUGGCCUCCUUCCGGCCACCGCUGUGGGGGCCGAGGCCCUCAUGGGGUCUCUCCAGGCCCCAGGCACUUUGUACACAGCCGGAGCCCCACGGCUCCCCGGUCUCGCGGAGGAACCGUGAAGCCAAACAGAAGCGCGUGCGGGAGAAGCAGGCGGCCCUGGAGGCUGGGUUAGCUGAGAAGAGCAAGAUACCUGCAGUGCCCACUAAGGCCUGGAGUCACAAGGAGAAAGUAUUGUAUGAAAUCCCCACCGAGCCAGGUGAAAAGAAAGAUGUUUCUGGGCCCCUGCCUCCUGCUUACAGUCCCCAAUAUGUCGAAGCGGCCUGGUACCAAUGGUGGGUGCGUGAGGGCUUCUUCAAACCAGAGUAUCAGGCAAGGCUGCCCCAAGCUACCGGGGCGACCUUUUCCAUGUGUGUCCCACCGCCCAAUGUCACCGGCUCCCUGCACAUCGGCCAUGCGCUCACAGUGGCGAUACAGGAUGCACUUGUGCGCUGGCACCGGAUGCGUGGGGAUCGUGUGCUGUGGAUCCCCGGGUCAGAUCACGCAGGAAUUGCUACACAGGCUGUGGUGGAGAAACAGCUGUGGAAGGAGCAGAGAGUCCGGAGACACGAGCUGAGCCGGGAGGACUUCCUCAGGGCCGUGUGGCGGUGGAAACAUGAGAAAGGAGGGGAGAUCUAUGAGCAGCUGUGUGCUCUGGGCGCCUCUCUGGACUGGGAUAGAGAGUGUUUCACCAUGGAUGCUGGCUCCUCAGCAGCCGUGACGGAAGCUUUUGUGAGACUCUACAACUCGGGAUUGUUGUACCGGAACCGCCAGCUUGUCAACUGGUCGUGCACUUUGAGAUCGGCCAUCUCAGACAUUGAGGUGGAGAGCCGGCCCCUGCCAGGCCGCACGGUGCUGCAGCUGCCCGGCUGCCCGACCCCUGUGUCCUUUGGGCUCCUUGUUUCUGUUGCUUUCCCUGUGGAUGGAGAGCCUGACGCAGAGAUUGUGGUGGGAACCACCAGGCCAGAGACCCUGCCUGGAGAUAUGGCUGUAGCUGUUCACCCAGACGACCCUAGAUACACGCAUUUACAUGGACGACAGCUCCGACACCCUUUGACAGGACAGCUUCUGCCCAUCAUCACAGACACCACUGUUCAGCCACAUGUGGGCACAGGAGCAGUGAAGGUGACUCCUGCUCACAGUCCGGCAGAUGCUGAGAUGGGAACCCGGCAUGGCUUGACCCCACUGAACGUCAUUGCAGAGGAUGGGACCAUGACAUCCCUCUGUGGAGACUGGCUGCAGGGUCUUCACCGAUUUGUGGCCCGGGAAAAGAUCAUGUGCACACUGAGGGAACGGGGCCUGUUCCGGGGCCUACAGGAGCACCCCAUGGUACUGCCCAUCUGCAGCCGUUCCGGGGACGUGGUGGAGUACCUGCUGAAGAGCCAGUGGUUUGUCCGCUGCCAGGAAAUGGGGGACCGAGCUGCCAAGGCAAGGCCCGUGUGGGGAGCUUCUGAGCAUUGUGACGAAGCCCAGAGUGGAGAACCUCCUGUCGCUGUGGAGUCAGGGGCUCUGGAGCUCUGGCCCUCCUUCCACCAGAAGAGCUGGCAACACUGGUUUUCCCACAUUGGGGACUGGUGUGUCUCCCGGCAGCUGUGGUGGGGCCAUCAGAUUCCAGCCUACCAGGUCGUUGGAGAGAAUGCAGAGGAUGACAGGAAGGAAUGCUGGGUGGUCGCACGGUCAGAGGCUGAAGCCAGAGCGGUAGCAGCAAAACAGACAGGGAGACCAGAGGCAGAGCUGACCCUGGAGAGGGACCCUGACGUCCUGGACACUUGGUUCUCUUCAGCUCUUUUCCCCUUUUCCGCCCUGGGUUGGCCCCGAGAGACGCCAGACCUCGCUCGCUUUUACCCCCUCACACUCCUGGAAACGGGUAGCGACCUCCUGAUGUUUUGGGUGGGCCGCAUGGUCAUGCUGGGGACCCAGCUCACUGGGCAGCUCCCCUUCAGCAAGGUGCUUCUUCACUCCAUGGUCCGGGACAGGCAGGGCCGGAAGAUGAGCAAGUCCCUGGGGAAUGUGCUAGACCCCCGGGACAUCAUUAGUGGGCAGGAGCUGCAGGUGCUACAGGCCAAGCUGAGAGAGGGCAACUUGGACCCGGGAGAGCUCGCUGUUGCAGCUGCAGCACAGAAAAAGGACUUUCCUUAUGGGAUCCCUGAGUGUGGGACGGAUGCCCUGAGGUUUGCACUAUGCUCCCAUGGAAUCCUGGGGGGCGACCUGCACCUGUCUGUCUCUGAGGUCCUGAACUACCGCCAUUUCUGCAACAAGCUCUGGAACGCCCUGCGCUUCAUCCUCCGUGCACUGGGGGACAACUUCGUGCCUCAGCCUGCAGAGAAGGUAACGCCCUCCUCUCCCAUGGACGCCUGGAUUCUGAGCCGCUUGGCCUUUGCGGCCAAUGAAUGUGAGAGGGGCUUCCUCAGCCGGGAGCUUUCGCUCGUCACCCACACCAUGUAUCAUUUCUGGCUCCACAAUCUCUGUGAUGUCUACCUGGAAGCGGUGAAGCCGGUGCUGUCGAAUGUGCCCUGUCCCCCAGGACCCCCGCAGGUCCUGUUCUCCUGCGCAGAUGUGGGUCUGCGCCUCCUCGCCCCGCUGAUGCCCUUCCUGGCAGAAGAGCUGUGGCAGAGGCUGCCCCCCAGGCAAGAUGGCCCCCUUGCCCCCAGCAUCUGUGUGGCCCCCUACCCCAGUGCCCACAGCCUGGAGUCCUGGCGUCAGCCGGAGCUGGAGCGCUGCUUCUCCAGAGUCCAGGAGGUUAUACAGGCACUGCGGGCGCUGCGAGCCACCUACCAGCUCACAAAAGCCCAACCCCAAGUGCUGCUGCAGAGCUCAGACCCCGGAGAACAAGGCCUAGUCCAGCCCUUCCUGGAGCCUCUGGGUGUCCUGAGCCACUGCGGGGCUGUAGGAUUCCUGCCCCCAGGGGCCGCAGCUCCCUCAGGGUGGGCCCUGGCCCCACUGGGUGACACCAUGAAGAUCUACAUGGAGCUGCAGGGCCUGGUGGACCCCCAGAGCCAGCUACCUCGCCUAGCUGCCCGAAGGCAGAAGUUACAGCGGCAGCUUGAUGGCCUCUUGAACCAGACCGUGUCAGAGGGUCUUACAGAGAAGCAGCAGAGGGUUUCCUCCCUCCAAUUGGAAUUGUCCAAGCUGGACCAGGCAGCCUCCCACCUACGGCAACUGCUGGAUGAGGCUCCCAGUGCCAGGGAGCUCUGAGCUCCACACACGGCCCGGCCAGCGUUCUCCUCAGACCUGCUCGCUGUUGGUGCGAUGGGACCUCAGGGGUGACGCGGACCACCUUCCUCACUCUGUAGGAGGGAGCAGAUUGGAAAGUCCCUACAGCUGGAGAAUGAGGAGAUGUAGAUAAAAAGAUAAACCC
Messenger RNA from Apodemus sylvaticus (European woodmouse), 3747 nucleotides. It is a transcript of the gene Vars2, whose product is annotated as valyl-tRNA synthetase 2, mitochondrial. Lineage: Eukaryota; Metazoa; Chordata; Mammalia; Rodentia; Muridae. Gene Ontology annotation, cellular component: cytosol. The transcript is spliced from 29 exons. Gene Ontology annotation, biological process: valyl-tRNA aminoacylation. The coding region runs from base 339 to 3584 and encodes 1081 amino acids. The record is from RefSeq and is a predicted model, not a curated record. Gene Ontology annotation, molecular function: ATP binding; valine-tRNA ligase activity; aminoacyl-tRNA deacylase activity.